AUGCUUCGGCAAUCGGUGCGGUCCACCCUCUUGACGCUCUCCUCCCUCGCAGCAGCAGCUCCGAUCGAAGUCAUCACCGCGACGUUUAUCGUCGUGACGUUGACCUAUUUUCAACUGCUACAUGCCAUCAAGGGCUCUGAAUUCUUCCAGGAUCCACCGCUAGCUUCACCUGCACCCAGACCUAUCCAAUUGGUGAGACUAUCACAUCCAGAGAUCGGUCAUUCUCCCUAUCACCACCUCCCCUCACCAUCGUCUGGACUCUUCUUCAGCUCCCUCUCGACAUCGCAGGCAUGGCAUAGCCUGUCAUCCGCCGACUUUCGACGUGUCCUCGAAGCGAACGCUCUGGAAGGAGGGUACGUCAUACCCUCAAGCGAGGGAGGCAAUACUGCAGGUGAAAAGGCAGAAGUUGUCCUCAUCAAGCAGUUCAAUCUCGUCAAGGAACAUGGAGAGGAUGUAUCACAGAAAUGGGUCGAUUGGAUGCUGAACGGCGUCGAGGUGGAGUGGUCAGGCAAAAAGUAUACCUACCAGGAUCUCUGCACGCAAUGUCAGACCUCUCUCGUCCCUCAUCCUCUCCACCCUACCCAACACACACUCACCCUCUUCCUCCGUCCACCGACACCGGAAACACCCACCCUCACCUACCUCAGCGCAUUGUCCAGGCUGCCUCCCUUUUCACCUCCUGGGACCAACACUACCUUUCGUAUCGCUCAAGGAUCAUCUUCAUGGGGUCUUUUGCCAUUGUUCGACGGCGCGGGCCUCUUCGCAGGCAUGGGCGAAUCAUCUCACAGCGAGAAGGAGGGAGAGGAUUUGCUGGGCGGAUUGAGAAACGUCAGAUGGUUCGCCUACGCGGCGAGGGCUUUUGUUAUGAGGUUUUACCACCUCGCAAGGAAUGCCGAUUCUGCAGACAUCUUUGUCGUCCUUCUUGGCUACAUCCUCAUGCACUCAACAUUUGUGCACCUCUUCAUUAGCAUGCGCAAGCUAGGUUCAAACUUUUGGCUUCCCUUUGCCACUCUAAUAUCCUCCAUCUUUGCCUUUCUCACUGCCCUGCUUGCAGCAUAUCUCCUGAACAUUCCUAUCGACCCCGUCUCGCUUUCUGAGGCACUGCCGUUCCUGGUAAUCACCGUCGGGUUUGAUAAGCCCAAUCUCCUGGCUCGAGCCGUCUUCCAGAAUCCCGAGAUCGCUCCUGUCGCCGUCUCACCCGAUCUGUCUCCUUCGAAGGAUCUGCCGGAUCCAUUCAGCUCGACCGAUGGCAAAUCCGGGCCGGUCCUUGGCCUCGAUCUCGGUGCCCUGCACAAGGAGCUCGCUCCAUUAGAGAGGCUUCAACGGUUGGCCGAAGGUCGAGGUGUUCGCUGGGCAGCCCCAGUCGCUGCUAAAGCUAUCGUGGUGGAUGCGGUGAGGAAGAAAGGCGUUGGUAUUGUUCGAGACUAUGCCAUAGAGAUUGCGGUCUUGAGCGUGGGCGCAUACAGUGGGAUCGGAGGCCUCAAAGAAUUUUGCAAUCUCGCCGCCUUGAUUAUGGCUGCUGAUUGUGUGUUUCUCUUCACUUUUUACGUUGCCAUUCUCGCUGUCAUGGUCGAGGUCCAUCGAAUUAAGCUCAUCAGGGGCAAAAGCCGCAAGCCCAAGAACUCCUCCAUUCGCCGGAACUCUAGUCAAGUGUCCAUCGCCUCAUCUACCGCCGACUCCCCCUUCGGUUCCAGUUCGGAUCUGCGUGGUGCCGCGAAGGCCAAGGACCAACCUGAGAAUCCCGUUGUCAGGCUCAAGCUUUUCCUCAUCGUCUCUUUCCUUACUUUGCACAUUCUCAACCUGUGCACCCCACUGACAGAGCAAACUUCGCUAAAGCGACAUUCAGCUCACUCAGUGCACAAGAUGGAACCUCGAAUUGAUACCCGAUCUGCAACGUUGUCCCCUAUCCUAGAGCAAUUGUACGCCAGUAUGCCAAAGGAGACGGACCUCGCUGUACAGAUCAUUCCCCCGACCAACAUUAUCAUGUCAACUGAGGGCUUCACACCAUCCCGCAUGGCUUCAAUCGACCAGUUCAUGAGUGAAUGGACCCAGCUUGUUGGAGAUCCAGUUUUGUCGAAAUGGAUCGUCGUGGCUUUGGGCAUAUCUGUCUUGCUCAAUGGAUAUCUUCUCAAGGGAAUCGCAUCCAACUCGAUCGGAGGCAAGGGUCCUGUUGCUGCGGCUGCUCAAGUCCUCGUGGGCGUUUUCGAGUCGACCCUGCCAGAGGACAAGAAGCGGCGAAGAUGGAGUGGAGGAGACAAUCUGACAAAGUAUCGGGAAGAUUCGGUUUCCAAGGACAGAAAAGACCUCGACAUCGCAACCACUCGACGCAGAGAUUCUAUCCCACCGCAUAUGCCUCGUCCCGCUCCCGUUCGAGACGGUGACAGGACUCCCAAAGGAGAAGGCCGAGCAGAUAGAGCUGCUGUUGGUCACGUCGUUGUUCCGCCAACUCCCAAUGUUCCCAUCGUAGCGCCUCAAAAGAAGCGUUCGCCAUCACCUCCCGACAACCCGUCGUUUGGUCGCAGGUCCCUCGAAGAGUGCAUCGAGAUCUUUGCUGGCGGCAUUGGUGUCAACAACUUGUCGGACGAAGAAGUCAUUCUCCUGGUGGAAAAGGGCAAGAUCGCUCCAUACGCUCUGGAGAAAGCGCUCAAGGAUCUGGAGCGGGCGGUGAGAAUUCGACGGGCGGUCAUCUCCAGGUCGUCCCUCUCGCAGACGCUCGAAGCUUCCGCAUUGCCUAUGGCAGACUACAACUAUGAGCAGAUCAUUGGGGCAUGCUGCGAGAAUGUCAUUGGUUACAUGCCUCUCCCAGUGGGUAUCGCUGGUCCCCUCAACAUCGAUGGACAACUUCUGCACAUUCCAAUGGCGACCACCGAGGGUACGUUGGUCGCGUCGACAUCACGUGGCUGCAAGGCGUUAAAUGCCGGCGGUGGAGUCACCACGGUUCUUACCAAGGACGCCAUGACCCGAGGGCCGGCCGUGGACUUCCCAAGUGUCACCAUGGCUGCUGAUGCAAGAAUCUGGAUCGAUUCGCCAGAGGGCUUUAGAACCAUCGCCAACGCUUUCAAUUCCACUUCUCGCUUCGCUCGAUUGCAAACAUUGGAAUGCGCAUUGGCUGGUCGAACAUUGUACAUCCGAUUCGCGACAUCGACAGGUGACGCUAUGGGAAUGAACAUGAUCUCCAAAGGGACUGAAAAGUCUCUGGAAGUUUUAAGAGAAAGAUAUCCGGAUAUGAUGGUCCUCUCACUCUCUGGAAAUUACUGUACCGAUAAGAAACCGGCGGCUAUCAAUUGGAUCGAAGGUCGAGGGAAAUCGGUCGUUGCGGAGGCCGUCGUGCCGGGUCAUGUGGUCAAAUCGGUCCUCAAGACGUCUGUGCAAGCUCUCGUCAAUCUCAACAUCAAGAAGAAUCUCAUUGGAAGUGCCAUGGCGGGCAGUGUCGGCGGUUUCAACGCCCACGCGUCGAAUAUCUUGACGGCCAUGUACCUUGCAACGGGUCAGGAUCCUGCGCAAAACGUGGAGAGCUCCAACUGCAUGACUUUGAUGGAGGAGACUAAUGAUGGAGAGGAUCUCUUGAUCACUGUCUCCAUGCCGUCAGUCGAAGUUGGAACCGUCGGAGGAGGCACCAUUUUAUCCCCACAACGUGCCAUGCUGGAGAUGCUCGGUGUGGCCGGAGCAAACGCUUCUCAACCUGGAGCCAACGCUCAACGUCUUGCACGAAUCAUCGCCGCUGCUGUGAUGGCAGGGGAAUUAUCGCUCAUGUCGGCGCUUGCUGCUGGACAUUUGAUUCAGGCGCACAUGAAGCACAACCGAUCCGUGCCUGUGACUCCGGGUGCUGUCACGCCCGGUGGGAUUGGAUCCGCCGCUGCCAAGGGCGACAUCCUAUGGGGUCACAUGGCCGGGGGAGGUGGAAUGACGCCAUUGAAUUCCGGUCAGCCCGUACCUCGUCUCUCACCACGAGUCCCGUCUAACGCGCUGGUGAACCAAGUUGGCAAAUCGACGUUGGGCGUCGGAGUCAAUGGUAUAACGCCGGCUGCUGGAGUUCCGUCAAGUCAACGUCGAGCCAAUGGAGAGACCAGUAGUAUUCAAGGAUCAGCGAGCAAAGUCAGGAUUAUCGAGAAUGGUGUCUGA
Molecule: messenger RNA, 4122 nt
Organism: Kockovaella imperatae
Lineage: Eukaryota; Fungi; Basidiomycota; Tremellomycetes; Tremellales; Cuniculitremaceae
Product: hydroxymethylglutaryl-coenzyme A reductase-domain-containing protein
Exons: 6
Coding region: 1-4122 (1373 amino acids)
Biological process (GO): isoprenoid biosynthetic process; coenzyme A metabolic process; ergosterol biosynthetic process
Cellular component (GO): peroxisomal membrane; endoplasmic reticulum membrane
Molecular function (GO): protein binding; hydroxymethylglutaryl-CoA reductase (NADPH) activity
Source: RefSeq, a predicted model, not a curated record